This is a messenger RNA of Mytilus trossulus (common blue mussel), 3415 nucleotides long. Its product is annotated as spermatogenesis-associated protein 20-like. Bases 73 to 2331 code for a protein of 752 amino acids. The transcript is spliced from 14 exons. The record is from RefSeq and is a predicted model, not a curated record. Lineage: Eukaryota; Metazoa; Mollusca; Bivalvia; Mytilida; Mytilidae. Gene Ontology annotation, biological process: carbohydrate metabolic process.
GUUUAUUGCGAAAAAUGUCGUGUCUUUUCCCAUUCCAUCUAAUGCGCUGUCAGCUGUCAGAAAUGAGUUCCAAUGGAUAAGUUUUUACUUACACAGUUAUAUAGGAGAGGGGUUAAUUUCCAAACCUUCACCAGAAUGGCGUCCUCUGAUAGUGGAAAGUUCAGAAAUCGUCUGGCAAAUGAGAAAUCUCCUUACUUGUUACAACAUGCUUCUAAUCCGGUUAACUGGUAUCCUUGGGGUAAAGAAGCUUUUACCAAAGCCCAAGAAGAAAACAAACCAAUAUUUUUAUCUGUUGGUUACUCAACAUGUCAUUGGUGCCAUGUUAUGGAAAGAGAAUCAUUUGAGAAUGAAGAAGUUGGCAAGAUUCUCAAUGAUGAUUUUGUUUGUAUAAAAGUGGACAGAGAAGAAAGACCUGAUGUGGAUAAAGUCUACAUGACAUUUGUACAGGCUACACAUGGAAGUGGAGGAUGGCCUAUGAGUGUUUGGUUGACACCAGACUUGAAGCCUAUAGUAGGAGGAACAUAUUUCCCUCCAGACGAUAGAUAUUAUGGCAGACCAGGGUUUAAGAGUAUUCUGAAAAAGAUUGCACAACAGUGGGUGGAGAAGAGAGAGUUGAUAGAUCAUCAAGGAACAGCCAUAUUGGAUGCAUUGAUGAAUGGUACAUUGUUAGCAGGGUCAGCUGACCUAGGAUGUCCUGGCAGGGAGAGUGUCUCUAAGUGUUAUCAAAUGUUACAAAAGUCAUAUGAUGAAGAAUUAGGAGGGUUUGGUAAAGCUCCGAAGUUCCCCCAGCCAGUGAAUUUUAAUUUCCUGUUCCAUUUGUAUGCCACAGAACCUAACAGUGAAGUAGGUAAGACGGCCUUAGAGAUGAGUCUGCAGACACUCAGGUUCAUGGCUAGAGGAGGAAUUAAUGAUCAUGUUUCUAAAGGCUUUCAUAGAUACUCUACAGACACACUGUGGCAUGUGCCACACUUUGAGAAAAUGUUGUAUGAUCAAGGACAGUUGUUGGUGGCUUAUGCCACAGCCUAUCAAAUAACUAAAGAUGAAACGUUUGCUGAUGUUGCCAGAGAUAUAGUGGAAUAUGUAACUAGAGAUUUACAAAGUCCCGAAGGUGGGUUUUAUAGUGCAGAGGAUGCUGAUUCCUACCCAGUAGAUGACACUUCAGAGAAAAAAGAAGGUGCCUUCUGUGUUUGGACCUACGAGGAGAUACAGUCUCUUCUGAAGGAACCAGUAGAAGAUAAACCAGACAUUAAAAUGGCUGACAUAUUUUGUUUUCAUUAUGAUAUAAAAGAGGAUGGAAAUGUUGAUCCUAUGCAGGAUCCACAUGAUGAAUUGAAGAAUCAGAAUGUUUUGAUUGUUAAAGGUUCUGUAGGACAGACUGCAGAGAAAUUUCCUAUUGGAGUUGAUAAGACCAAACAGAUAUUAGAGCAAUGUCGUCAAAUUCUAUAUGAAGUCAGACUGAAGCGACCAAAACCACAUCUUGAUACUAAGAUCUUAUCUGCAUGGAAUGGAUUAGUAAUAUCUGGUUUAGCAAAGGCAGGGUCUGUUUUGCCUAACAAAGAUUUCGUGGCCAAAGCAGAAAAUGCUGCCUCUUUUAUACAGAAAUACUUAUACAAAGCAGAUGAUAAUGUCUUAUUACGUAGCUGUUACACAGAAGGGAAGGAUGUUGUCCAAGGACAGACAGUUAUACAAGGUUUUGUAGAUGACUACACAUUUAUGAUCCGAGGUCUGUUGGAUUUAUAUGAAGCCAGUUUUAAUGACAAGUGGCUAUCCUGGGCAGAGUCACUUCAGCAGAAACAAUACGAGUUAUUCUGGGAUACAGAAGAUGGAGGAUACUUUAACAGUGUUGGUAAUGAUUCCUCCCUUGUACUCAGACUUAAAGAAGAUCAAGAUGGCGCUGAGCCUUGUUCAAACUCAGUAGCUGUGAGUAACUUACUCAGACUUUCAAACUUCAUUGAUAAACCAGAAUACAUAGAGAAAGCUAACAAGAUAUUGACUGUGUUUAAUGAACGUUUGAUGAAAAUUCCUCUUGCUGUACCAGAGAUGGUUUCUGGACUUCUGUUUUCUCUGUCAACAACAAAACAGAUAAUCCUUGUUGGUGACCCUGGUUCUGAAGAUCUGACAGCCCUGAUUGACUGUGUGAACAGUCAUUUUAUUCCUAACAAAGUACUGAUAAAAAGUGAUGGACAAAAUGAUAGUUUUCUAAAAUCAAAAUUAGACAUUCUACAAACACUAACUAAAAAAGAUGGUAAAGCUACAGCGUAUGUAUGUGAAAAUUAUACUUGUUCCCUACCAGUGACAUCAACAGAGCAAUUGUUAAAACUAAUCAGCUGAUUGAGAUCAAAUACAUGUAUACUAUAAAUCAUAUUGAUGUAAUACUGUAUCCCUGUUUUUAAAGAGGUAAUCAGAGGAGUCUUACUAUUUUAUCACCUUGUGGUUUGCUAUCAUAAGUUUUAUUUAUGACUGGUCAAAGCCAUUCACACCAUAUUGGCUUCAUAUGAAGUGGUUGUAUAAUAAUAUCACAAUGUAGACUGCUUUACCCCUAUAUUUGACAUUUUUACCUAUCAUGUCUGUUUGUUUUGUUUACAGGUAAUUGUCAAUAUAAUGGAAUUUUAUAUGACUUUCAUACAAGUGAGAGGUUAAUCUAGCUAUAACACAAAAUUUAAUCAAUUUUCUACAUAAGGAAAUUCCAGUACUAAGCCAGGAGUAUGUUGUUCGUAAUUUUUACCACAAAAAUGUGUUUGCUCCAUAUUUAAUGUCAAUUGUUCCCUUAUUCACUUCAUCCAUCUACUUGUAAUAAUAACAAUUUGUAGAACUAAAAAUAAAGAUUUUGAUAAAUGUUCGUUUAAAUUUAACCCGUAUAAUCUCAAAAUAUGUCUGAUCAAGCUAUAACAACCAGAUUUAAUCCACCAUUUUCUACAUAAGGAAAUGCCUGUACUUUGUGAGGAAUAUGACAGUUGUUGUUCAUUGGUUUGAUGUGUUGCCAAUUGAUAAGGGACUUUCCUUUUUGAAUUUUCCUCUGAGCUCAGUAUUAUUUUGUGAUUUUACUUUUUUUCUUGUCAGAUUGGUCACAAUUGUGACUGAUUGUUAGCAACUGAAGCUGCAAAACAACUUUUAGCAUAUCAAAGGUGAACAUUUCUAUAGAGAAAACUUAUUGUCUGAUUUUAAUAUUAAAGACAGAAAGCAACAACAACCAAAGAAUUACAUAUGCAACAUAUGAGAGCUUGUUUACCCGAAAGCAUAUUAAUCCAGUUUGAUUAUUGUGAAAACAUUUAAACUAAGAUAUUGUUUAACUUUAUAAUUUAUUUUCUACAGGAUGAGUGUUGUACAUUCAUUGUAAAUGAUUUUUUUUAAAUAAACAAAUUUCUGUAUUUGUUACUUUGGGCAUUGAAUAAAAUAUAAUCUGAAAACAAUUGUC